UACACCGCAGAGCCCAAUUUCUCUGGCCUCUUCCGCCUCAUCGACGACUUUGACAAAUACUCGUCGCAAGCCACCGGCAGUGAUGACGGCCAAAUCAAUCGUCGCGGCCAACACCAAAUUAUGCAAACCUUCACUCCCAAGUUCGACUUAAGGGAGACAGAAACUGCCUACGAAUUGCACGGCGAGCUCCCAGGCAUCGAGAAGGAUGCAGUUCACAUCGAGUUCAAUGACGAGCAAACCAUCAGCAUCCGUGGCCGCGUCGAGCGCUCCCACAAUUUGCACAGCGGCGGCGACGACGACGAAAAUCCGGAGAAGCCUGUCAUGGUCGGCCGCAAGGGCUCGGCUGAUAACGGAUCCGACCAUAACAACAAGAAGGGGGCGCACCAGAACGGUGGCUCCUCCUCCACGACUGAUGUCGCGAAGGCCAAUGAAUCGGACACUCAGGUCUCUGCGGCUACUGUUCCAGCCAACAAAGUCAAAUACUGGGUUUCGGAGCGCAGUGUUGGCGAGUUCUCUCGCUCCUUCUCGUUCCCGCAGCGCGUGGACUCGGAGCAUGUCACAGCUGCACUCAACAAUGGUGUUUUGAAUGUUACGGUUCCUAAGGCUCAGAAGCCUCUGGGACGACGCAUCGCUAUUAAUUAA
Messenger RNA from Pseudomassariella vexata, 642 nucleotides. RefSeq names its product heat shock protein 30. Gene Ontology annotation, biological process: response to heat; protein complex oligomerization; response to salt stress. The annotation marks the transcript as partial. NCBI's taxonomy places the organism in Eukaryota, Fungi, Ascomycota, Sordariomycetes, Amphisphaeriales, Pseudomassariaceae. The record is from RefSeq and is a predicted model, not a curated record. The transcript has a single exon.